AUGUCGGAUCAAAAUGAGCAAAUACAUUUUCAAGAUUCGGAAGAAAAGACAAAAAGUGAAAACGGAAUUGCUAAACAUGAGAUGCAAAAGGAUGCCAUAGACAAUCAUAGGAAAACGGAAGAAAAACCAAAAAGUGACAAUGAAAAAGCCCCCAACAUCGAAGUUACCGACGAUAAAGAACUCAGUAAAAAUAUAACGAUUAGCGUGGACAGUAUCGAUAACGCGAAGAGUGAAAGUAACGGAAUUAAACUACAAGAGUUUGAAAAAAAAGAUGGCGUCGAAAAUGGGAAACUUGACGUUUCGAAAAAGGACAUCCUGGGCGUGCCGCGCACCGGGCCUCGUAUGUCAUUCAUGGAAGAAGAAAGCGUUCGAGAGCGCAUGCGCGUCAGUCUGCUCAAGCAGUGCUCAGCCAUCUUGAAACAAGGAGAUCAGAAGUACACUAGAGACACGCUGCACAGGGCCUUCCAAGAUGAAGAUCUGCUGGAGAGGAUCUUCCGACUUUUCGACGUCGACAGGCAAGACCACUUGGUGCAGGAAGACUGGGUCGAGUUCCUCAAAGAGAGAAUUACAGACGACAAGCAAAUCGAUUUCGUGGAACAGGUGGAGAGCGUGGCGUACGUCCUUUGUGGCAGCGGGGUCAUCACACUUGACAUCUUCCAGCACAUACUGCAGAAUAAAGUGGUCACAAAUAAGCUGUUCCGACUGGUGGACAAAGACGGCGACGGAUUUGCGACGGCCGACGAGGUCAUGGAGUUUCUCUCCACCAUCACUAGUAGUAGGUCCCGUGCUGGCUUCGACCGGCACAGCGUGGACUGGCUGGAGGAUCUGUUCAAGCGAACAGUGGGAGACCAGCAAGAGAUCACAAGAGAACAAUUCCAGAGAAUUGUUGUGUCUAAGAAUCCGUUCUUCACAGAGCGCGUAUUCCAGAUCUUCGACGAAGAUGACUCCGGGACUAUCUCGCUGCAGGAGUUCAUCGCUGCCGUCCACAGAUUUGCUGGUCAGACGCCCGAUGAUAAGCUCCGGUUUCUCUUUAAAGUUUACGAUUUAGAUGGGGACGGUUUAAUCCAACACCGUGAACUUCAGCAUGUGAUGCGAGCAUGCAUGGAAGAAAACGGCAUGCAGUUCAGCGAUGACCAGCUCUUGGAACUGACUGGGGCAAUGUUCGAAGACGCUGACACGGAGCGAAGAGGAGCUAUCACUUAUGAGGCUUUGAAGACUCAGUUAAAUAACCAUGGAGGGUUACUUGAAAAUUUGUCUAUUAGUAUAGACCGGUGGCUGGUCCCCCCGAAGCCAGACCCUGAGCCCACCUCAUUCGUCCACAAACUCUCUAAGCUGAAGCCCUAUCAGCUCUCCUUGCCCUACUUCAGGAACAACUACGUCUUUGUUAUCUAUCUGUUGCUAUUCUUCCUCGUCAACAUCGGUUUGUUCGUCGCGAGAUGUAUUGAGUAUAGGAACUACAAUGGAUUCGUUAUAUUGGCUAGAGCUUGUGGCCAGUGCCUGAACUUCAACUGCGCCUGGGUGCUGGUGCUGAUGCUGCGCUCGUGCAUCACGCAACUGCGCGUGCGCGGCCUCAGCUCGGUGCUGCCGCUCGACCACCACAUCUACCUGCACAAGCUGACGGGCGUCAUGGUCGUCGGGUACAGCGUGUUGCACACUGCCAUGCACUUGUGCAACUUUUGUAUAAUAGUAGUCAAUGACCCAGAAAUUAACAAGAACAACUACACGAUCUACGAGUGGUUACUAACAGAGCGACCGGGGCUGUUUGGAUUGGUGGGGGGCUGUGCCAACCCGACUGGCGUGGCGCUGGUGGUCAUUCUCCUGGUUAUGUAUGUGUGCAGUCAGCCUUUUAUCAGGAGAGGAGGGAGCUUUGAGGUAUUCUACUGGACUCAUCUCCUAUACGUGCCGUUUUGGUUACUGUUGAUUUUCCAUGCGCCCAACUUCUGGAAGUGGUUCGUGCUGCCCGGAUCCAUUUACAUCGCCGAGAGGAUCUUACGUCUUGCUUGGAUGAGAUCAGAGCGCGGCAAAACGUACAUCUCGUCAGGGAUUCUGCUGCCAUCUCGCGUGACACACCUGGUCAUUAAACGGCCGCCUCUGUUUGACUACCACGCCGGCGAUUACGUGUUCGUUAAUAUUCCUGCUAUCGCGACUUACGAGUGGCAUCCGUUCACUAUUAGCAGCGCUCCUGACCAGGAAGAUUACCUGUGGCUGCACAUCCGCGGCGUAGGCGAAUGGACAAAUCGACUGUACGCGUACUUUGAAGCACAACAAGCAAGGUUACAUGCCGGCGAGGUGACACCACAUCAAAGCGGGGAGAACGGUCAUGAAAUCGUAGCUCGCACCAGCUCAAAUCAGAGCAACAAAAGCAGACGCAAAGGAUCAACCGGUAACGCUAAAAAACGCUCCGUCGAUUUUUCCCCAGUAGCAUUUGCUAAUGAAGCCUUUAGCAUUGAAGAGGAAAAGGAGUUUAAAGCGAUAUCACCCUCUCCCCGCGUGCGCAAUGCAGCUCUUUUGGCACCAUUUUCCCCUCUUCGUCUGCUAGAGAAGUCUCGCUCCAUGCCGGAUGUCCACAACAACUUGAAGAAGAAACAGCGGUUGAUGGCUCUCCGCGACUACAUGCGCUCGGAGUCGGAGAACAGUUUCGACCAAUGCGAGAUGCGUCGCGCUCACCUCAAAGCCCUCGGAUUGGCCUACAAAAGUCCACAAAAUAAAUCGCUCGCUCACAGCUUCAGGUACAUGAGGACCAAACCAACUAUCAUCGCCUUUAAGACGCCCAGCAUGGAAAACUGCGAACGUCGAAGAAGCAACGAAAGCAUUUUGACCAUCGCUCGAAGACGUCUCUCUAAGAGUUUAUCGCCGGACAAAGAUGUGGAGAAUCAGAUCGAGCGACCAACGUUCAAUAUCAUCAGCCCUUCGGAAUCUUCCGUUGCAGAUUCGUCGUUCGCAAAUUACCCUGUGGGGAAACCUUUGGAGAUCUUCCUAGACGGUCCGUACGGCGCGGCCUCAUCGCACAUCUUCCGCGCACAGCACGCGGCGUUAAUAGCCGCCGGCAUCGGUGUCACGCCGUUCGCCUCGAUCUUGCAGUCCAUAAUGUACCGAUACUGGAGCACCAGGAACGUCUGCCCGAAGUGUAGUCACACUUGGGCUAGUAGUCUACCGCAGCAUGGGAUGAGUUUGAAGAAGGUUGAUUUCUUCUGGAUAAACCGGGAGCAGCGCUCGUUCGAGUGGUUCGUCUCUCUUCUGUCCCAGCUGGAGAUCGAGCAGGCAGAACUAGGAGGGGACCUGGAGAGGUUCCUAGAGAUGCACAUGUACAUCACGAGUGCGCUGCAGCGGACGGACAUGAAGGCUGUCGGGCUACAGCUGGCAUUGGACUUGUUGCAUGAGAAGGAGAAACGAGAUCUGAUAACGGGUCUGAAGACCCGCACCAACGCUGGUCGUCCGAAUUGGGACAAGGUUUUCCAGCAGUUACAGGAACAGAACAAAGGCAAAGUGACAGUGUUUUACUGCGGCCCGCCACAACUGGCCAGGGUGCUAAGGGUUAAAUGCGACCAGUUUGGGUUUAGCUUUAGAAAGGAAGUCUUUUAAACCGAUUGAUACGUGUAGGUUUUUUGGUGUCAUAUUUUAUGGGCGUCAUAUUUAUUACCGUCAUUUUUAUUGGCGUCAUAUUUAGUGGCAGCAUCAAUUCAUGUUAUUAGAAGAAUUUUCAACAGUGGUAUUGUUUUAAUAAUUCGCCUGCAAUUAAAUAAUGUAAUUGAACUGGAGUCAUAGUUUAAGGUAAUUAAAAACCUUGAUUUAAGUGUUUAUUUGCUUUAAGUGCCAUGGUUUUGUUGUUUUUAUAUACUUACUUACUUACCUUAAUGAUAAAUUAAUUAAUAUUGUUGUGGUUUUAUAACACUACGAUCUGUCUAGGUAUCCAUUUAGAAAUGAUUGUACCCCCAGAGGGCACGGCAGUGCGGCCACAAUGAGAGUAGACGUAAAGGUAUCAUGUAUUUUUCGAAACACCAUUUACUGUUUCUUUGACAUGUUGUUACCAAUCAUAAUAAGCGUAAUUAAUAAGACAAAGAUAUUGUUAUAAUUGCAAUCAUAUUUAUAAAAACUGUUAAUCAAAUUGUUUAUUAUUUUUUAUAUUUUUGAAAAUAAAUACAAUGU
Molecule: messenger RNA, 4146 nt
Organism: Hyposmocoma kahamanoa
Lineage: Eukaryota; Metazoa; Arthropoda; Insecta; Lepidoptera; Cosmopterigidae
Gene: Nox
Product: NADPH oxidase 5
Exons: 16
Coding region: 1-3582 (1193 amino acids)
Biological process (GO): superoxide anion generation; defense response
Cellular component (GO): plasma membrane; NADPH oxidase complex
Molecular function (GO): superoxide-generating NAD(P)H oxidase activity; calcium ion binding
Source: RefSeq, a predicted model, not a curated record